AAGAGGAUUGGAGCCUCACUCGAGCGCUCCUUCCCUUCUCCUCUCUCUGUGACAGCCUCUUGGAAAGACGGACACUGGAGGGGUGUGUUUGCAAUUUAAAUCAUUGGAUUUUUGCCCACCCUCUUUCCAAAUAAGAAGGCAGGAGCUGCUUGCUGAUGUGUAAAGGGUCUUCUGAGCUGCAGUGGCAAUUAGACCAGAAGAUCCUCGCUCCUGUCUCUAAAGAGGGGAAAGGGCAAGAAUGGUGGAGGCUUUCUGUGCUACCUGGAAGCUGACCGACAGCCAGAACUUUGAUGAGUACAUGAAGGCUCUAGGCGUGGGCUUUGCCACUAGGCAGGUGGGAAAUGUGACCAAACCAACGGUAAUUAUCAGUCAAGAAGGAGACAAAGUGGUCAUCAGGACUCUCAGCACAUUCAAGAACACGGAGAUUAGUUUCCACCUGGGAGAAGAGUUUGAUGAAACCACUGCAGAUGAUAGAAACUGCAAGUCUGUUGUUAGCCUGGAUGGAGACAAACUUGUUCACAUACAGAAAUGGGAUGGCAAAGAAACAAAUUUUGUAAGAGAAAUUAAGGAUGGCAAAAUGGUUAUGGUAAGUAAUGACAAUUCUCCAUUCUUCCUUGUUUUUUUCUCCUCUCCGCACACCUCUCACCUCCUUCCUUCUUCUUCCCUCCCCCUUCCAUUCUUCCUCCUUCCUUCCUUCUUUAAUAAUACAUCACUGGCAAGGUUCUUUAACUAUAUGUAAAACAGGGGAAACAAAAAGGUCCUAGUUAAUUUUCUUCUUCAGCUCAACUUCUUUGAUUGUAGAAAAAGAGAAAAAUUCAUGUGUAGUUAAAAAAAUAAAAGUUGCCAUUGAUUUGCCUAAAACUGUGUCAAAAGAUUUUUUGUAGGAUAACUAUGGAUGUCUCUCAAAUAAAAUUUAAUAUAAAGCCCAUAAUCACUGAAAUAUAUAAAGAUAAUUGCUAUUAUAAGAGAAUCUCAGACAGAUGACUUUAUAGCUCCUGUAAUAAGAGAUCUUUAAACAGUUUAUAUUUUAAUUUAUAAAGUUACACAAGUUCAGGGCAGAUAAUUUGGAAUAUAACAGAAAAGUAUAACAAAAAAAUUAAAAUCCCCUCUGAUUUCUCAUCAGUGAUAACCUUUUUUUUUUUUUUUUGAGAUAAAGUCUUGCUGUGUCACCCAGACUGGAGUGUAGGGGUGCACUCUUGGCUCACUGCAACCUCUGCUUCAUGGGCUCAAGCGAUUCUACAAUCUCAGCCUCCUGACUAGCUGGGACCACAGGUGCAAGCCACCAACGCCGGGCUAAUUUUUUUGUAUUUUUGUAGAGACAGGGUUUCGCCAUGUUGCCCAGGCUGGCCUACAGCUCUUGAGCUCAAAGUGAUGCUCCUGCCUCCUGCCUCAGCCUCCCAGAGUGCUGGGAUUACAGGCCUGAGCCAAGGCUCCCAGCCCCCAAAGAGAACCAUUUUGAUGUUACUUCUUUCCAGUUUUUAUCUCGAAUGCAUAAUAUGCCUUUUAAACAUAUAUAUUCAAUACUAGGUAGACAUGAAAAAUAUUUUUUUCAAUCAGCCUCUUCUUAUUUACUAGGAAUUAUCUGUAAAAGAGGAUUUAUUAGUGUCCUAAGGCUGCCACAACAAAGUACCACAAACUUUGUGGCUUAAAACAACAGAAAUGAAUUUUCUCAGUUCUGAAAGCUAGACGCCUGAGAUCAAGGCGACCCUAGUGCCACCGUCCUUCUGCGGGCCCCCUCCCUUGCUUCUUCCUACUUCCCGGAUGGCUCCUGGCAAUCAUUGAGGUUGUUGGGCUUACAGUUGUUAUCACUCUGAUCCAUUUCUGACUCCAUCUUUACAAGACUUUUUCCCCUGUUUUUGUCCUAAAUUGAUCAAAUAUAAAAUAAUUAACAAAUAAUUUAUCUAAUGAUGGAGUAGUAUCACAAACUAGGAGAAAUAUUAUGCCUUCACCAAGCCUUCCUCAGACACUUUUUGUGUGACCUGCAAUGGUAUAUUGAUGAUACUGACAUAGGUGGGUAGGCUCAUUCAAUUUUGGAGGAGGGUGUGAGAAUGCUUUACAUAGUCCUUGUACGAUGACAGCAGAGAAAGUUUUGUUGUUUAAGAAUGGGGACUCAUGUUUCCUUCUCCCCUUGACUACUGCAAUCAGCACUGUUCUGCAUUGAGAUAUUCAUGUUUCUGUGGAGAUGGAGGUGGGGAGGAGAGGGACGGUUUUCCUUUCGUGUUAAAGGAUAUUUGCUCACAUUUUUUUUGGCAACAAUCAAUAAAAGAAAGGACUCAUUUCUAAAAGAUUAGCUCUGAAGUUCUCCUUUAUGCUUUUACCUCCAUUUUUUUCCAGAACACAGAAAAGUAGAUAGCUCAACUGUGGCAUGCAUGACUAUGAUCAGGCAAGACUGAGUUCAAAAAGGAAGACUAAAGCAAUAGACUACAAGGAUAUAGUAUACUCCUGAACAUCACAUCAAUACAUGAAAACCAUGAGCACCAAAACCCCCUAAGUUCUGUAAAGUGGUUUUAUAAUAACUCUUCAAGUUAGAUUUGACAUUAGAGUAAUAGAGCUGAUGUUCCGCAUCCUAUCCACCUACCUACCUGGGUUCACAUAGGCUAAACCAUGACAACCAAAACAAGGAGAAUAUUUGUACCUUUACAUGUUCCUCUUGAUUUUGGAACAAGUCAUUCCAAAUGCCAUCAGCUCAAAUGAUUGGAUUUUCUAAUGGCUAUUCAAAAUUUAUCUAGGUUAAGAAUUGAAAACUGUUAUGUAAAUCUAUUAUAAAACUCAUUCACUUUUAAAGCAGAUAGCAGAGAAAACAACGUAGACACUCCAUUUCUCACACCUGAUCUGCUCAAUUACCCUGAUAAUUUAAGGCUAAAGAAAUUCUUUUGACUUGAAUCUAAAGUGCCAAUCCCAGUUUUUGCUUCAUUCUCAUUUCAGAGACACAAACUGUAUAUUAAUAUAGGGUCUCUUUUCAAGAUGUGAAAUGCUUAUGCAGCAUUUAAUGUUUGUAAAUGUCAUUCUUUUGCAUAAUACUUAGAUCACAUAUAUGAUGAUCUUUAAAAUU
Molecule: messenger RNA, 3052 nt
Organism: Gorilla gorilla gorilla (western lowland gorilla)
Lineage: Eukaryota; Metazoa; Chordata; Mammalia; Primates; Hominidae
Gene: FABP7
Product: fatty acid binding protein 7
Exons: 3
Coding region: 239-739 (166 amino acids)
Molecular function (GO): lipid binding
Source: RefSeq, a predicted model, not a curated record